Xenopus tropicalis (tropical clawed frog) is the source of this 1728-nucleotide messenger RNA. It is a transcript of the gene gal3st4.5, whose product is annotated as galactose-3-O-sulfotransferase 4, gene 5. Gene Ontology annotation, molecular function: galactose 3-O-sulfotransferase activity; galactosylceramide sulfotransferase activity. Lineage: Eukaryota; Metazoa; Chordata; Amphibia; Anura; Pipidae. Gene Ontology annotation, cellular component: membrane; Golgi membrane. The record is from RefSeq and is a predicted model, not a curated record. The transcript is spliced from 3 exons. Gene Ontology annotation, biological process: glycolipid biosynthetic process.
AUGAGGUUAAUUCAGCUCUGCCGACUGCAAAUCGUUUGCACAGGACUAUUGGUCCUUAUGACUAUUGGUUUAACCAUUCAGCUCCUGGAAACCCACUUCCAGAAAAGAUGCCCUAGGACCUUUGCUGUACUGCCCCCAUUCUCCUCAACGUCAGCGCCAAGUUGUCGGCCAAAAUCUCACAUAGUGUUCCUGAAGACCCACAAGACUGCCGGAAGCACCGUACUGAAUAUGUUACACCGUUAUGGGGACAGGAACUCGUUAACGUUCGCUCUACCCCAGAAGUAUCAGUUCAACUACCCUCACCAGUUCAAUGUUAGCAGGGUGAAAGGGUAUAAUGAAGUUAACAAGACAACGUACGAUAUCCUGUGCUACCACAUGCGCUUCAAUCUCCCAGAGGUCAGGAAGCUGAUGCCCGCAGACUCCUUCUACUUCACAAUCCUACGGGAUCCAGCCACCUUGGCAGAGUCUUCUUUCUCCUAUUAUCACUCCGUGUCAUCUGCUUUCAAGAAAGCCCCCAACUUUACAGAGUUUAUAGCCCACCCUUUUCACUACUACAAACUAGGCGAGAGAGGAAACCAAUAUGCACGCAACUUUCAGUGGUUUGACUUGGGAUUGAACCCCGACGCCAUAUUCUUAGAACCUCUGGCCAGAGCAGGAGUCAGGGAAGUAGAGGGAGCUUUCCACCUGGUCCUACUCUCCGAGUACUUUGAUGAAUCAAUGGUCCUUCUGAAGGAAGAACUGUGCUGGGAUCUUGAUGAUGUGGUGACCUUUAAACUCAACACACGUGAGGCUUCCACACCACUGGAUAAAAGAGAGGUGGAGAGUUCAAGGGCCUGGAAUGCCCUAGACUGGUAUCUUUAUGUCCACUUCAACCGUACCUUCUGGGAGAAAGUAGAGAGAUUUGGGAGAGAGAGGAUGGACACUGAAGUUAGGAGGUUGAGAGAAAGAAGACAACAGCUAGCUGAGAUAUGUCUGGAAGGGUUGAACCCUGUAAGAGCAGAUAAAAUCGAAGAAGAGGGCAUCAAGCCAUUGCAGUUUGGGCAGGAGAGGAUCCUGGGGUGGGUGGUAAAAAGGGAUCUUGAGCCCAACACCCGGGCACGGUGUGUCCAAAUGGUAACUCCAGAGCUGCGAUACAUGGCCAUUUUGAAUGAGAGGCAGUUUCCCGGAGAUGUAUGAACAGGGCCAGUAGAGACCUCGCUGAAGCUUCUAGGUGUCUUAGAAGUUUCAAAAUGGAACUGCAACUGAGGUGGGUUUUAGGAAUGAAGGAAAUGUAUUGUUUGUUUUUUAUAUCAGACGCACAAGAACUUUAUAAAUAUACUAUCUUUCUAGACUACUUUCCUCCAAGCUGCACUCCUUUCACAUGAUUGUGACCCAUCUUUAGUACAGUGGGGACUGUGCCAGAGAAAAGCUCGCUCCCCUUACCCCAAGGAAUGGAACUGCCUUCAGAUGUGAUUAUUAGUGCCCAGUUGGCCACGCUAUGUGCAAGUGGAAAGCAAGGAAGAUAUCAAGACUACUGAGCCACCUUUAAGACCACUGUCCCAUUAGAACUGCACAGCAAGAUGGCAGAGUCUCAUCCUCUUCUGGUUCCAUUAUUUUCUUUUUGACAGGAAGCGCCUUCAUUGGUCUAUUGACUAUGAUCUCACUCAGAGCUUUCUAUAUUGCAUGUAUCGGUUAUUUUUUGCAAUCUGUAUGUUUGACGCAUAUGCUUUUCUAGUGUACAGAAUAUGU